UCAUGUCGUGAACUGACAUUCCCAAGUUUUCUUUUCUUUAAUGGCAAGCGCCUGCUAAACCACACCAUAAAAACUUUACAAGUUCGAGAUCUGGAUGAGUGCGAGUUGCAGUGUUACUACGAACACGAUUGUGUCAGCAUUAAUUUUAACAAUGAAGCUGGUAAAAAUGAUGGAAAACACACAUGUGAGCUGAACAAUUCGACGCAUGAUUCAAAGAAGCAGGAUUUGGUGGAAGUAAAACAUUACUUUUAUCGUGGAACAAAAGUAAGAUCAUAACAUAUACACCAAAAAGGAAUUUUUUUCCAAGAACCUCUUCUCCUGCCCCACUGGAAAUUCCAGUGAAGUUUUACCAUAAGCUUACAUUUCUGUAAUCUUAAUAUUUUUUGUCUUAAAGAUCCCCUCCUCCCCCUGGAAAUAUAUAAUCUGUUCAGUGGGGGGAGGGGGAGGAGUGUAGAGAUUUGUAUAAACCUUUUUAAAAUACGUACUCUUGAGUUGCCAUUAAAUGAGAGCUUCAAAUUAUAUUCUUGGACGCACCUCGUGGGGUGAAUGAAUUCAUAGAAGAGUUACCAAACCAUAUCAUAGCAAGGCUGCAAAUAAUUUUUUUUAAUAAGCAGGUCAUUUGUCAGGUCAGAGACCAGACCUGACCUGACAAGGAAACAGUCUGGUCAGACAAAAAAAUUCCAAGUGAAAGACCAAAAUUAAGAAUAUAACAAAACAACCUAUUUCACUGCUUUAAUUGCACAAUAUUAAUCACAGACAGGAGUAACAGUUGUAUCAGUUCACUUGAUCAGUCUUCUCUGACUUCACACUUGAAAACAAAAAUUAUACAAAAAUUUAAUUCUGAUUUACUUUUCGAUAGCAGAUUAUUAUUUUUUGAUUGUCAAUGUGUGUGUUAGCUAAAUAACGGAACAAUGUUUUGCCACAAGUGUCUUUAAAGUAUGAUAAUUAAAAGUUUAAUUUGGAUCAAAAGUGCCCGGUCAGAGUGACAGACCAGACUAAUAUUUCGCCAGUCAAAACGUCAAAUUUACCGGACAAUUGUAUAAACUUUUUUUUUGUGUGUGAAUAUCUCAAGAAGAUUUGACAUUAAUAUAGUUUGUGAACAAAUGUAACUGGAAUAAAAAAAGUGAUUUGUAAGAAUCGACGCCCCUGAAAAUCCAUAAAAAAGUGGCCUGGGGAAAAUGCAGGGGGGGGGGGGGGGGGGUAACGCUAAGGAGGGUGUCUCCAGUUUUUAGAUUUCCAGAGGGAUGAAGCAGCUGCUCGGAAGAGAAGUUACCAAUGAUGCCUAAACCUGAACCCAAACAAUACUGAAACAAUUGAAAGAAUGACAUUUCAUUGUUUUCUGCGACCAAUCAGGAGAGACCUUACGAGCAGCUCCUACACAACUUUUCCAGAGGUUGGCAUCUCUGCAUCAAAUCUAUCAAUCUACUAAGAAACUAAGUAAAUCUUUUAACUUUAAAGCUACUUACCCUAAAAGAUGUUCUCAUUUUCUUUUAAAACUUGUAAGAAUGCGUGCAGCAAAUUCCCUUGUACAACUGCCGUGGAAUGUCAACCAGUAUUUACCACGAAGAGCUCCACUUCCUUCUGUCCAUUGGAGUUAACUACGGGCAAUUUUACACGUGGUAAGCGCAAAUACCUUAAUAGAAACCUGUACUUCUACAAAAUAGAUAAACCUUUCAUUCUAGGAUAAAUACAAACGGAAUAUCAAUGAACUUACCUUGUAAUAAUCAGCUGAAUAUGGCCGCCAUUUUAAAUCAACAUCCGCGGUCAGCUGGUGAGAGGUAUAGAACAAAAAUUUGGUCUAGGGGACUGGGGAAAGGUCGAGGGGAGACUCUUAGGGGAGGGCCUGGGAUUUCUGGUUAUUCUAUGAUCGUGAUCCCACUUUAGAUCCCACUGCACGCGCACUUUGCGAAUAAUAAUAAUAAUAAUAAUGAUAAUGAUAAUAAUAACAGUACUGAUGAUGAUGAUGAUGAUGAUGAUGAUGAUGAUGAUGAUAAUUUCUUCGCAGAGAUUACGAUGGAUUCAGUCAUAAUAGCCAAAAAUGGGUUUUAUUUGUGCCAUCUGAAGCAAUUCCUAGCUCCCGCCGUUGGAAAUAUCUCUCACUGGAAAAUAUGCUAUCGUGCCUCCAAGCAUGGUAGAUACGACUUCAUAUUUCAUCAGAGGUGUAACGGGAAAAAUAACACGCUUACUAUAAUCAAAAAGGAUGAAUAUGUAUUUGGUGGAUUCACUGAUAUUUCAUGGGGUAAUAAAUUUACAUUUUGUUACUAGAAACUUAAAAGAAUGUUUUUGUUUUUGUUUUUGUUUUUUUUCAUAUUGUUUUUUGUGGAAAAGAAAAGAAACAUGUAUAGUUCGUGACGAAAGACAAGCGUAGGGGUUUCCUCUGCUUUUAAAAGUGGGUCUUGUUAAAAGAAGAACAUGGAAUUUGUUUGCCAAAUCAUAGUAAUCAGUGUUGGGUCCGUCCAUAUCCCGUAACAGAGCCUCCUUUGUCCCCCAGGAUUCCACGUUGUAGAUUCGGGAUUCGGAUCCUUAUACGUAACGGGAAACUGUCCACCUACCCCUCCCCUAAGCCAGCUUUAACACUUACUUCUCACUUAGGGCAAAAUGUUGGCUUAUGGGAGGGGUAGGUGGGCAGGUUCCCAGAAACGUAUAAUGAUCCCCGGAUUCCAGGUACUUGAUUCCGGAUUCCCUGUCAGUGGAAAAUAAAUCCCGGAUCCCAAAGUCUAGGAUUCCGGAUACAACAAGAGAAAAUUCCCAGAUUCUAUAAUUCCUGAUUACCUUACAUGGGUCGUGGGGUGACCUUUUAAUCAUUGCUGGGUCUGUCUAUAUCCUGUAACCAUGGUAACAUAGUUCUCUUCUCUCAGAGUAAUUGAUGGAGUUUUGAAAGCUGUUAAAAAGAUCCUUUGGUGUGGCCAUUCAAAUGAAACCUCUUUAGCAGUGCUUUCACGUGGAACUAUUUGUUUAGAAGCAUUUCACAAAAUGAAAUUUGGAGAUUUUGUCCAAAAGUUUUGACUUUUGUUUCUCUGGAGAGUGAGAAGCUUAAGUCAGAAACCUAAUUUUCUUGCUUUUUUUUUACCCUCUUUUUCAGAGCGUACUGAAGGUUACAGGGAAACAUCUAACGCGUUCAUUUUCUCUCUUCGGAAUAACGAGCAACUUGGGCCCUUCAAGAGCAUGGUUAAAGAAUCAUCACACGCAAUUUAUAACUGGAAAUACACGGGACCAGCAUUUGGGAAAACGGAUAUCCGCAUUAAUUACACUCCCCGAGGGAGAACUUCUUCCUCCCACUUAGGGACUUCCUACUGUGCCUCUAGUGAAGUUAAAAACCCCAGCACUGUCUUGGCAGGUACAAUGAAGUUCGAUCCAGAUGAAGUAGAGGUGUUUUUCCUCAAAACACUGAAUUAA
Messenger RNA from Porites evermanni, 3396 nucleotides. Lineage: Eukaryota; Metazoa; Cnidaria; Anthozoa; Scleractinia; Poritidae. The record is from the annotation of a GenBank genome assembly.